CUGCUGUCACUCGGUAUUUGUUGCACCAAUACAAUCGACCGAUACGAAAACCAUCCAAAUGAUCGACAAACAUUGCAAUUUGCGUUCGAUAUAAUAAAGUGCGACAGAAAGGCAGCACACACCAAAAGCAAAAGUAGAAGAGAAAAAAAAGAUAUUUAAGAAGAAGAAGAAGACGACACACAACGAUGAAACCAAAGAAAACAAUAUUUUUUGACAUAUACCCAUUAAGUAAAACGAAACAAAACUAAUCGUAGAAAGAAAAGAAGAAGAAAAAAAAACACAAAGUAAAACGAAAACGAAUUUAUUUGUGAAUUGAUGUUGGAGGAUAUAAUCAGAUCUGUGUGACACCCGGCCAGUUUAUGAUAUCGAACGAUGGAACGGCCCAUUAAAAAUCAAAAUGCCAACGAAACGGAUUUUGACAAACAAUACAAAGAAGAUUUGGAAAAGGCGACGGCGCUUAGUUUGGAAACAUUAGCACUUGAAGAGUUUCAUCGCACCAAAUCAUUGCAAUUGACCGGCUCAUCGGUGACCGAUGGCGGCGGCGCCGCCGGCGGCGGUAGCUCGGUCAUCACUAGUAGUGUUAUGAAAUUUUCAACAUCACAUAGCAAUUUAUCAUCGAUAAGUAUAAAAUCCAAUCAAUCGGUGACCCGACCACGACCCGGCUCAUUCGGUAAUUUACCAUCGACAUCGUACGCUGCCAGCGGAAAAUCAACAACAUUUCCCACAUCGUCGAGUAGCGGUUCAUUGGCACCACCACCAUCCAGUACACAACGGAAUCCCAAUCGAAACACAUCCAAACCCAAUGAUACCGAUUUAAUAUCAUUUUCGAAUCCCACGGAAAGCAUUUCCAAUGAUAAUUUACUAUUGACCAAUGACUCGGCAUUGACGACAACAACAACAUCAUCAUCGUUGGCCACAUCACCCGUUUGUGAUUCGCAUUCAAAUUUCAAGCAAAUGGUCGAUGAAAUUCAUAGACGCAAUGCACAAUUCUCGUCAUCGAUGGGCUAUCUACAUGCGGCCUCCACUUCAAAUUCAAACGCAAGCAGUAUGCAAUUGAUGCCGUAUACCGCACAAACAGGAAAAACCCUGAACCCAGAUGAACUCACCAAACUCUAUAAUAUGAAUCCGUAUAAUCGGCCAAUGAUUGGCGGCGGCGGAAGUGGGACCGGUGUCAGUGGUAUGGUUAGUUUUCCAAAUGUACCGAGUGGAAUUGCCCUAGGUCAUCAACCAAAUCACAAUUCAAACAUUGCCAGCCAAAUGUCAUUAGCACAAGCCAACACAAGUCCAGCUCAAUAUUUCACCUCAACGCCAUAUCUACAGCAACAAGCGCGGGGCUCAAUGUGUCCAUAUGCAUAUCAAUCAUCGGCUGGUGUUCCGUCAAUCGAACGACCCUUACUGAGUGCGGCUGCAACACCAAAUCUAUACACACAACGACAAACCACAAUGACAGUCAAAUCAAUGGCUAUGCAACAAACGCAUUCGUCGACAUUUGCGUCGAAUUCAAGUACAAAUCAGGAAACCGCCUUGGCUCACCUCCCCAAUAAGGAACCGAUCAGUAUUGAAAAGAAAAACAUUCCAUUUGGACAAGAGUCUACAAAUUUAGCAUCGAAAUCAACGAACAAAUUAUGUGAUAAUAGCAACAGCGGUAGUAGUCGUAGUAUUGUUCUACGACGAACAUCAACUGCUGCCAAACAGAUGGGUGAAGAUCUUAUCGAUUUGGACAAUGGAAUCGAGGACACGUUGCGUGUUAGUGUGCUAGAAGCAUUUGAUCCAUUGCUUUUGAACGACAACAGUGAGGUGAACGAUCAAGGUGAUGCCGCUUCGGAGUGUGGAACAUCAUAUUAUUCGGAAUGUGAUCCCUUUGACUAUUUGUAUAGCAGUGGAACACAGUAUUCGGAUCCGGUUUAUGAGGCCGUCAUUAAAAUCGAUCGUACACCCGCUUCGAUGACAAAUAAUGAACUGUAUGCCGUAACGAAUGCAUCGGGUCAAUCGAUUGACUUGAGUGAAAUUGGCAAAAAAUUGGAAAAUUCAUCGUUUACCACACCCGAUUGGGAUGAGAGAGACGAUGAAUUCCCCGAUUUCACGACGAUUUCACCAACAACAUCCGCACCACCAUUACCACCACGGAAUGCAAUGCCAGCUUAUUAUUCAGCUUCCUUCUCCGAAACCAAUCGGCCGAUUGUCAAUCGUACCGGCAACAAAACCGGCGUGGAUCGCCUAAAAGUCGCCACGAAACUCUAUGAAAAUGUGAUUGAAAACCGAACAUAUGACGCUGAACUACUUGCCUUCUAUAAUAUGGUGAAACGAGUGCGGUCUCAGUUCAAAUAUAAUGACGAAACAACAAAUGUCGGUCACAUUGUUGCCGCUGAAUACAAUAAUCACUAUCCCGAGGGAACGGAGAUAAAAUUGUUGGUGCAUCCAUUGUUGCCGGGCGGGAGCGUAAACCAACAUACAACAACAAAUCGGAAUAGUGGAGGUGACAGUGGCAUUGAAAUGGCAUCGGAUGCGGUCAGCGAUCAAAAUGGGAUUAACAAUCAAAAAGGUCAAAUCGAAGGUUAUGGACCACCUGUUGUGUUUACAUGUGAUAUUUGUACAACGGUUGAACAUGUGAUAGCGCAUGUGUUUUGUGAGUUAGAAGGUCAACAGUGUUCUGGCAAUGAAUUUGAUGAUUAUAUUUUAAAGCCGAUUGGCGUGAAUGAAUGGUUGCGGCCAACAUCAAAACUCAGCCAAUUGGAUUGUGUGCAUCAGAGUAUCAAGCUGGAGCAAGAUGUGCAAUUUGGAUUGUGGCCAAAAACGUAUGCAAAUCUCAAUGGUGUAGCGCGUACGCAACAGGAUGACAUUCGUGAUGCGGACAUUAAACCCGAGGACAUUCUAGCCCAUGAGCCAGUUGAAACGAUAAAUUACGAUAGUCUUAUGAUUUUACUGGAAACGCUGGAGGAUGAAAUUGCCAAAAUUGAAUCGACCGCCACCGAUACACGGCCACACAUAACGAUUUCACAGUCGGGUGUGGUGCAAGCGGUGAAAAUGAUAUGCGCACUAUUCGGUUCGAUUGAUACGUUAAGCAUUGCGGCAGCUAUAGAUGCAUUGAAUCGGAUGAUUGCACGUAACCAAAGCCAUGGAUAUGACGAUGGUGCAUCGUCGCUGGUGGGAGGUUCGAUGCUUGAAGUCGAUACCGAAGUUGGCGAUUAUGCAAAAGUCAAUUUAAGACCAAAAACAAUUGCCGAACAAAUCAAACACUGUUGCAAUCGCAUCAGAGAAUCCGUUCAAUCGUUGAUUGAUACAUUUUCGCAUGCAUUUCGUGUCGAUUUCUGUGUCAGCACUACGGUGUUCCACACGAAUCCAAUUCCAAUUUCACAAGUGUCCAAAAGUGUUAUGGUGCACAUGAUGUGUUUGCAUCGCAUACCACCGCAUUGGAAACACGAUUACUAUAUGCUGGGCGCGAUGAUCUAUCAUGGGACACGGUAUAUCGGCGAACCGGUUGUUAUGCAGUGUUCGAAUGAGAAAAGUGGGCUGUUUUUGCGAAAUUUGAAAUUUGACUCUUGGUUACAAUUUGAUAGCAUUCCGAUUUGUACCUUACCGAGAGAGUCGAGACUGAUUUUCGUUUUGUAUGGAUGUACAACUGAACCGGCAGAAGGAUCUGCCACAAAUGCAAACAAUGAUACAACCGAAAGUGGACCAGAUCGAAAGGUGACCAAAGUUGAAUUGGGCUGGUCAUCGAUUCAGUUCUUCGAUUUUGAGCGUCAAAUGAUCGAGGGAUCAUAUUUAUUGCCACAAUGGCCACCAACAACCGAUAAAUUCCUCGGGCCAGCACCAUCGAAAGGUACACAUCCGCACGGUGAUCAUUGUCCAACACUGUCGAUCAACGUUCCAUCGUACGGUGGACAAGUGGUGUUCCCAGAAAUAUCUCAAAAUAUCGUUGCGACGCGGCUCGAUUUUAACAGCCUCGAUAAGAAUCUCCAGCAGGAGCUGAUCGAUACAGCUGAACAGGGUUAUCCAAGUGCACUUGACAAGCGCGAAGUGUUGUGGGAAAAGCGUUUGUAUUUACAUAAAUUUCCGCAUGCCUUACCGAAGAUAUUGCACACAGCGCAUAGCUGGGACUAUGACAGUGUGAGCGAUUUGCAUGCCUUGAUUCGAUCAUGGGAACCGCUUUCACCGCUACAGGCGCUGGAGUUGUUUUUGCCACGGUAUCCCGAUAUUGUUAUACGUGAGCAUGCCGUUCGAUGGAUGUCAGCGAUAUCAAACGAUCAGUUGACCACAUUUUUGCCACAACUGCUGCAAGCACUCAAACAUGAUACGUACGAAGCAUCGGCUAUGGCCGAAUUUUUGAUAACACGAUCGCUUCAAUCGCCCCGUAUUGCCCAUCAUCUCUAUUGGCUACUGGUGCACUGCUUGCCCGGCGAUUCACCGCAGAAUACCAUCGAUCAAACGCAAUCGAACGAAAUCGAAGAGGCAAUCAUCACAAUGGCACGAUACAAUCGACGUAAUCUCAUGAUGCUUCGGGCUCUGAUGGCCAUUUGCGGUGAACGAUUGACUGGAAAAUUCCUUGCCCAGAAUAUGAUGUGCAAGAGUCUGGCUGACGUUGCCUUAAAUGUGAAACAGGCAAAAGAAUCCGUACGACAAAAGGUUCUGGUGCACGGCAUGGAGAAUGUCAAUCAAAUUCUGCUCGAACAACCGACGGCAUUGCCGUUGAGCCCAAGUUUUGAAGUGACCGCUGUCAAUUCCAGAUCGUGUGGCUACUUCAAUUCCAACACGCUCCCAUUGAAAGUCAGCUACAUUGGGCCAGAUCGAAUGAUUUUGCCGGCCAUUUUCAAAGCCGGUGACGAUUUGCAACAAGACAUGCUAACCAUUCAAUUGGUUCGGGUGAUGGAUAGGCUGUGGCUUGAAGAGGGUAUUGAUCUGAAAAUGGUGACAUUUGAAUGUGUGCCAACGGGACACAAGCGUGGCAUGAUUGAAAUGGUCACGGAUGCGGAAACGCUGCGCAAAAUUCAAGUGGAAUGGGGUUUGACGGGAUCAUUCAAAGACAAACCAAUCGCCGAAUGGCUGGAGCGGCAAAAUCCAAGCCAAUUGGAGUAUCAGCGUGCCGUUGAUAAUUUCACGGUUUCCUGUGCGGGCUAUAGCGUGGUCACGUAUAUUCUAGGCAUUUGUGAUCGUCACAAUGACAAUAUUAUGUUGAAAACAUCGGGCCAUUUGUUCCACAUUGAUUUUGGGAAAUUUCUCGGCGACGCUCAAAUGUUUGGCAAUUUUAAACGCGAUCGCACCCCAUUCGUUUUGACUUCCGACAUGGCAUACGUUAUUAAUAUGGGCGAUAAGCCAUCGAUUAAAUUCCAACAUUUUGUUGAUUUGUGUUGCAAAGCAUUUAAUAUUGUACGGAAACAUGGUGAUUUACUAUUGCAUAUGCUGGCACUUAUGGCGACAUCUGGCAUUCCAGGCGUUACAGCCGAUGCGGUGACCUAUGUGAGAAAUGCAUUACUUCCAGGCCAAUCGAAUCCAGAAGCAGCUGCAUCAUUUGCCAAACUCAUUCAUAUUUCGCUCAAAUCUUGGUUCACACAGUUCAAUUUCUUCCUGCAUAAUUUGGCACAAAUGCGAUUCACCGGCGAUGAGUGCAACGGUGAACUAUUGAGCUUUGUGCCGCGCACAUACACAAUGGCUCAAGACGGUCGACUGAAAUCCGUUACCGUGCAUGGAUAUCAAAAGCGUUACGAUUUAGAGAAAUACUAUACGUAUAUAUUGAAGGUGACACGACAAAAUCAACCGGAUCCAGCAUUUCUAUUCCGAUCGUACAAAGAAUUUUUAGAAUUUCACCAAAAAUUGUGCAUUCAUUUUCCACUUGCUAAACUUCACAGUUUAUCGAGUGGCAUUCAUGUGGGUCGAUCGAAUAUAAAAACGGUUGCUGAGCGUCGUUUGCCAGAGAUUCGUUUCUUCUUGGUGUCGCUAUUCAAUUCGGCUGAUGAAAUCGCUCACUCAGACUUAGUCUACACGUUCUUUCAUCCGAUUUUGCGCGAUCAACAAGAACAAGAUAUAAAUGUUGCGAAAGUGAAAGAUACCCGGCAAAUCGCGAGUCCGGCUGAGAAUGUUCGUGGUGAAAUUAAACUGUCGGUUCAGUAUCAUCGUGGCGCUUUGACGGUGAUGAUUUAUCAUGCCCGAUCACUGCCUCCGACGACCGGUGGUCAAGAGCCAAAUACAUAUGUUAAAGCUUAUUUAAAACCAGAUCCAACGAAAAUGACAAAACGUAAAACCAAAGUCGUUCGCAAAAAUUGCUUCCCAAGCUUCAUGGAAACGCUGGAAUAUCGAAUGCCAUUGGAGAACAUCCAAAAUCGUUUAUUACAGGUCACCGUUUGGACACAUGAUUCGCUACAGGAAAAUGAAUUUUUAGGCGGUGUCGAAUUGAGCCUCGGUCAAUUAGACCUAAGAGAGGAAUUCAUUAAAUGGUUUCCGCUGGGCUAUGUUACACGAUCGUAAUGGAUGCAAAGCAAGCGCUCCUACAAUCAACAAAAAUCAAGUGGAAAAA
Molecule: messenger RNA, 6508 nt
Organism: Sitodiplosis mosellana (orange wheat blossom midge)
Lineage: Eukaryota; Metazoa; Arthropoda; Insecta; Diptera; Cecidomyiidae
Gene: Pi3K68D
Product: phosphatidylinositol 4-phosphate 3-kinase C2 domain-containing subunit alpha
Exons: 16
Coding region: 373-6459 (2028 amino acids)
Biological process (GO): phosphatidylinositol 3-kinase/protein kinase B signal transduction; phosphatidylinositol-mediated signaling; cell migration
Cellular component (GO): plasma membrane; phosphatidylinositol 3-kinase complex; cytoplasm
Molecular function (GO): 1-phosphatidylinositol-3-kinase activity; 1-phosphatidylinositol-4-phosphate 3-kinase activity; phosphatidylinositol binding
Source: RefSeq, a predicted model, not a curated record